UUACGUUCAUGUCCUCGGAUCUCGAGUGCUCCACUGAGGAGAAACGAACCUUCGUUUCUCUGCACCCGCCUCCAAAUCAAAUCAAUGGCGUCUCCUCCGCCACAAGAUCCAAUGGCAUCUCCUCCGCUUCCUACUGCAGCCCCUCACCCUUCUCUUCUGAUUGAGAUCGGAGCCGACGGCAUCACCAGAGAGUCCCCCGUUAUUGCCUACACCGAGAGGAUCAUUGAGGCGGAGAAGCUCCAGUUGAAGAGGUAUAUCCAAGAAAACUAUUCAAAGAUACGAGAAGUAGAACGUGAAUUUGAGAAUCUUACUUUGGAGUUGAAACUUACAGCUGGGUCAAAGAAAGCAGCACUUGAGCAUUUGCGCAAGAAGAUUGAAUUAUCUGCUGAGAAGAUACAUGCAGCUAAACUUAAGGAAGAACAAGCAAAAAAGGCUUGGGAAGCUGCAGCUCUAGCUGUUAAAAACGAGGAGGCAAUCAAGCUGAAGAUUUGUGAUGAUCUGAACCAGUUGGUCCAAGAAAGCACCAGCACUCAGUUUUUAAGAUUGGAGGAGCUAAAAAGACGAUUGGAGGCUCUCAACCCCAGCAGAAUAUCUUCUGAUGCUCCAGAUGGGAAAAUCAUGCAGCAGACACCUAGUAAUGCUGCAGGACUCCCAACUGCAGCGAAUCAAUCAGCACCCGCUAGUGUUGCUGAUGCAAAUGCUGCAGCUAGUAGCAGCAGGCCAGCAUCAUCCGACGAAAAGAAUCAACGAGUUACUGAAAUGAAAGAUAAGAAGAGAGUCAUUAACUCUGGAAGAGCAAAGGGCAACAUGCUAUUGUCGAAGGGAAGAGGAUCCGGGUCUGGCUGGACCGGAUCUGGGUUCAACGUCGAUAGUGGCAUGUGAGGAACAGUUGAUUUUGGAGCCACCUUCCAGAAGAUACAGAAUCUAAGUAAACAAAAUGACAGGGAGGUUAGUUCGAAAAUCUCCAUCUCUUUGCGCCUCAAUUUUUAACUAAAUGUGUUCUCCUCCUAAUGAUUGUUAGGGAAAUCAUGUGUCCCAAUGGGAUAGCGUAGGCUAAUAGUUACUGAAUAUAUAGAGUGUAAGUGCAUUUCUUUGUUGAUUGCCAAUUUACGGCAAGACCAGUACUUAUCAUAGUGAACUUUCUUUUUUUCCAAUCUCUUUUUGUUCAAUUCAGUUUAACCCGUUUAAAUAGUACAAGACAUCAGGUCAUAAAAACAACAAUUUACGGACAGUAGCUUGUGAGGACUUGAGUUUGUACAUUAACACAAGGAAUAUAUAUACUCUCUCUUUCAGUCUCCAAUGACUUGGAUUGAUCUGUUUUACUGUUUAUAUGAGAUUCAUUCAUAUUCUUUUUGAGAGGGGGAGUAUCAUAAGAUAAUCUGCAUGAUUUAGUGUGCGUUUGAAAGGAAUCGACAAGGAAGAGGAAGAGGAAGAGGAAGAGAUAACAAUGAAUGAAUAGAGAAGCGUUUGGUUUGAGCACUAGACUUGGGCAUUACCAUGAGAAUUGUAUUGAUUUAAAGGCUCGCGUGCGCCCAUGUGCCUCGCCGCUCCACUUAAGUUAAUCUUCUUAUUUUCUUCAUCAAUCAAUCACAAAAUCUAUAUUAAAUGAUAAUCAGCAUUUCCCAAAACCGUUCCGGCAUGUGAAAUCAUAUGAGAAUCAUGUGCAAUGAUAAGAGUGAGGGUUAAUAAUCCCCUUAUUCAACUCGCUACUCCCUUAGAUUCUUCACCAAUUUGUAUUUCUUUUAUUAUGAGCAAACCUAAUCGCAUUAAAUUAAUUUCCGUAUGAUUCAGUUAGUGCUUAAGGAUUUAUUAAUCACCUCAGCAUGUGUUUUUUUUUCUUAAAUAAAAAAGUAUUGGAGAGUAUCUAAUUUGACUGAGUUUUAAGUUUUUAUUCAAAUUCCUUCUAAUCGGUAAGAUAACUUAUUACUCUCGAGAUAAUGAAAUAUUUAUCAACAU
Zingiber officinale is the source of this 1956-nucleotide messenger RNA. RefSeq lists its product as uncharacterized. Lineage: Eukaryota; Viridiplantae; Streptophyta; Magnoliopsida; Zingiberales; Zingiberaceae. The record is from RefSeq and is a predicted model, not a curated record. The transcript has 7 exons. Bases 85 to 882 code for a protein of 265 amino acids.